Molecule: messenger RNA, 1237 nt
Organism: Fopius arisanus
Lineage: Eukaryota; Metazoa; Arthropoda; Insecta; Hymenoptera; Braconidae
Exons: 3
Coding region: 128-787 (219 amino acids)
Source: RefSeq, a predicted model, not a curated record
GAAGGUUCAGGUCUCAACAUCCUGCUGGGAAAUGGGGAUCUUUGCUGAACAUUGUGUAUAUAUAGGGGUGUCCCAGCACCAUGAGUCGCAGUUCAACCGUGAACGUUCUUAGGUGAAAUAUCCAGAAAUGUUGCGAUUUAUCAUCCUCGGGGCACUGGCGACCCUCGCCGCAGCCCAAUUCCAGCCCCAAUCUCCAGGAAGAAUUUUGGAGCCACCAAUUCCACAGCUGUGCGCUCAAAGAACGAUUCACGAGCGUUUUAAUGGAAAAGGCUAUUACUAUUCCUGGGCGGAUCCGAGGACUGCAGGUCAGGAAAUAGAUUGGCUUUCAGGGAGAAAUUUCUGCAGGCAACGUUGUAUGGAUCUCGUCUCCCUGGAGACAUCCGCCGAGAAUGAAUUUAUCAAGAGUCGUCUGGUACAGAACAAAGUCAAGUACAUCUGGACGUCGGGACGUCUCUGUGACUUCAAGGGAUGUGACAGAGCAGAUUUACAACCCCUGAACAUCAAUGGAUGGUUUUGGACAGCUGAACUCCAGAAACUCGCACCCACAAGUGAUCGCAAUCAGAAUGACUGGUCAGAGAGUGGAGGCAUCGGCAAAUCACAGCCUGACAACCGCGAGGCCAUUCAGGGUGGAGCACCUGAGAAUUGUCUAGCUGUUCUCAACCAGUUCUACAAUGAUGGCGUUAACUGGCACGAUGUCGCUUGCCACCACAAGAAACCCUGGGUCUGCGAGGAAAAUGACUCUCUACUCAAAUACGUUCGCUUCACAAAUCCAAAUAUUCGUGUUUAAUUCAUUAAAUUAGCAGCUAAAGGGAAAAACAACAAUGAAUUAUUCUCUCCGUAUUUACGAAAAAUACUCACCGCAAAAUUUAUAUAUAUUCUUUUAUUUUUCCGAAUCUUUGAAUUCUUGCACAGGAAAAUUUUCUGGCUGAAGCCAGUCCUAAAAAUUGAAUUGACACUGCGUUUUAUCCCUUGGCUGUUGAACUCAUCUUUACAUUUAAGAGCGAAUAAUUACAAAUGGCAGCUAUUCAUGAGCGACUGAGUAACUUGUAUAGACAGUAUAUUUAUUGCGAUCAUUCAAAGCUUCUUUCACUGUCAAUGAAUUUCGAGAGAAAUUCAAAAAACAUCAGUUAACACAUCAUUGUUCCUUUAGUUUAAGAAUCGAAAGACAAGUUGUUUCGCCAAUUAUUUGAUAAAUUUUAUUUGUGUAUGACGAUAAUAAAAAAGUAUUUACAAAAUA